UUCUGGGUUCGACUCAUUUUCUCUUUUCUUUCCUUUUAAUUAAUUAAUUAUUUAUUUGUGGCAAACGGACUUCGAUUCAUAAUUCUUCUUAGUUUUAUUCCUUGAUUUCUCGGAUUCGAAUUUGAAUUUCUCACUCACUCUGUGAUUUAUCUGAUUUCAAUUUACUUUCACUCGGUUUCUCAAAAUUUUAUGUCAUACUCGAUUGACUAGAUCUACUAAUUAAUUAGAAAUUCUCAAAAAAUCUGAUUCUUUUCAUUCUCUGACUAAUGGGUUGUUAUUGUUUGUUUGUAAAAGUUUUGAGCUUUAGAUAGACAUUUAACCCAAAAUUUUCUUUUGUUAGUUCACUAUUGUGAAUAACAUUUUCUGGGUUUCUGUUCUCAAAGAAGUUUCAAAAUUUGAAUAAAAUAUUCAAAAUUUUCAUUAGUUGUUUGGUGUUUGAGUUUGUGGGGUUCUCUCAGAAUGGUCACAGUUAAUGUUGGAACGCUCCAUAAUGUGUUGGACCACGUUUAUGGUGCAUUUAUGCACAGAACAAAGAUAAGCCCACUAUUUUUCUCUAGAGGAUGGGGUGGCUCAAAGCUUGAAUUGCUGGAGAGAAUGAUCAAACAGCUUUUCCCAGAAGUGGUUGGUCAGAAUUGUCCUCCCACAUUGGUGAAACCUGUUUGGAACACAGUUUGGGAGACCAAGACUGCUUGUUUAAGAGAAGGGAUCUUUAGGACCCCUUGUGAUGAGCAGCUCCUAAGUGCAUUGCCUCCUGAGUGCCACAAUGCAAGGGUUGCUUUCCUUACUCCCAAGUUUGUGCCGCCACAGAAGAUGGCCUGCGUGGUUCAUCUUGCAGGCACUGGGGACCAUACCUUUGAACGGAGACUGCGCCUUGGUGGGCCUUUGUUGAAGGAAAACAUUGCAACCAUGGUGCUUGAGAGCCCUUUCUAUGGACAAAGACGCCCUAUGAUGCAGUUUGGUUCAAAACUUUUGUGCGUUAGUGACUUGCUUUUAUUAGGAAGGGCAACCAUUGAAGAGGCCCGCGGACUGUUACAUUGGUUAGACUCUGAAGAAGGGUUUGGCAAGAUGGGUGUUUGUGGAUUGAGCAUGGGAGGUGUACAUGCUGCAAUGGUUGGAUCACUUCACCCUACACCUGUUGCAACCCUUCCUUUUUUAUCACCACACUCUGCUGUUGUGGCAUUCUGUGAAGGAAUAUUACAGCAUGCUACUGCAUGGGAGGCACUAAGAGAGGAUCUUGCAGCACAGAAGGCUGCAAUGACUCUUGAGGAGGUGAGAGAACGGAUGCGAAAUGUAUUGUCUCUCACAGAUGUCACACGCUUUCCGAUUCCCAAAAAUCCUGAUGCUGUAAUAUUUGUUGCUGCUACUGACGAUGGGUAUAUUCCAAAACACUCUGUGAUGGAGCUUCAAAAGGCUUGGCCUGGUUCAGAAGUGAGAUGGGUCACUGGUGGGCAUGUCUCAUCCUUCCUUCUACACAAUGGUGAGUUCCGGAGGGCAAUUGUUGAUGGUCUUAACAGAUUAGAAUGGAAAGAGUCUCCAUCAUGAGAGUGGUGUCACCAUAUGAGAAGAUACUGCAUUUAUUCUCUUGGUAAUCUUCUUCACCUCACUAAACCUGUAAAAUGAAUCAUAACUGAUAUUUGAGAACCCCCCCCUACC
Messenger RNA from Quercus robur (English oak), 1653 nucleotides. RefSeq lists its product as uncharacterized. NCBI's taxonomy places the organism in Eukaryota, Viridiplantae, Streptophyta, Magnoliopsida, Fagales, Fagaceae. The record is from RefSeq and is a predicted model, not a curated record. The coding region runs from base 460 to 1542 and encodes 360 amino acids. The transcript is spliced from 5 exons.